This is a messenger RNA of Drosophila nasuta, 4908 nucleotides long. RefSeq lists its product as uncharacterized. Gene Ontology annotation, biological process: anatomical structure morphogenesis. The record is from RefSeq and is a predicted model, not a curated record. The coding region runs from base 90 to 4226 and encodes 1378 amino acids. NCBI's taxonomy places the organism in Eukaryota, Metazoa, Arthropoda, Insecta, Diptera, Drosophilidae. The transcript is spliced from 11 exons.
GGAAGUGCAAUUGUGACGAUAAAGAAGUUGCAAAAAUAAAAAGGGAAACUUCAAGUGAAAUAUCUAAAAAUAGUAAAUAGAAAAAAGAAAUGCUUAAAACAAACUUCAGGGAGCGCAGUCUGCUGCUGCUCUGGCUGUUGCAGUUGCUCUGGAAUCUCACGGCAGCACUCACAGUGGAUAAUCAACUCGUCUCGGCACGAAAUGACUGCUUCGAGCGCGUUGCAUUGGAGGCGAUGCUGCCAUUUGAGAAGACCUUCCGCACCGAUGACACCAACUCGCUGAAGACGUGCAAGGAGAAGUGCCUGCAGGCCGGCGAGAAGUGUCAGGCCAUCUCAUUCGGUGUGCAUCGACGCGGAAACGGCACAUGUCAGUUGUCAUCGGAACAGUAUGGCAACGGCGGAGCCAAUGGAGGCGGCGGCGGCGGCGGAGGAGGCGACGGUGCACAGUACAGUACUCGUCCAAGUGGCAUCAUUUUCGAUCCCGACUUUGAUUUGUAUGCGCGCAAAACGAAUUGCUUUGAUUUGAGCGACAAUUCGAUUGGCCAACUCGAUGGUGCCCCAAGUCCGAUCAGUACUGGCGUAACGCCAGUGAAUCUGCCCAAUCGACCGCUGGAUGUGGGCAACACGCCCGUGCUCGUCGUGAAUCCCACACCGCAUACAGGUCCCCCCGACUCGCCUCGUCCCCCACCGCCACUGCCACAGCUGCCGCCGCCGUCUGGUCCCACACUGCCGCCACCUGGCGUCGGAGAUCGCUUGUACUUCUCGCAGGAGAUUUAUCCGCUCUACAAGUAUCCCACGCUCUACGAACACAACUAUCCGGCGCCCAACGAGAAUGCCUACAUACCCGGCGGCUAUGCGGCCAAUGUGCCCGAGGUUGACGAUCAUUAUAGACCCGCCUACGGGCCACUGGAUGAGGAAGGCGUGCAUCCCACGCCCCAUGGACCGCCGCGUCCAGUGUUUGGUCUGGGUUACGGCAAUGGCUAUAGCUAUGGUACACCUGAGCGCUAUUCUCCCACAACGCUGCGUCCCUCUUCUGCCGAGCGCCCAGGCUACCCACCACGUCCGGAUUACAACGACGAUCGUCCCGACUAUCCGCGUCCAUCGCCAGCGCGUCCCUACGACAGCUCCACUCCGCCAGAAAGUUCCUACGGUCCACGUCCGACAUCCAACUACGAUGGACAUCGCGAGCCACGUCCCGACUACACAAAUCGACCUGAUCCGCCAGCUCAUGCUCCCCACGAUGGUGGCUAUGGACCUGGUCCAGGUCCUGGACCAGGCUCCUCGGCACGUCCACCAUCAUACGACCGACCACCGCCACCAAGGGAUGACUAUGUGCGACGCAAUGGCAGCGUUAUGCGUCCCGAUGGCUAUGGAGGCUACGACGAUGAUAAAACCAUAGCCACCUACUUUAAUCCCGAGGAUUACAUGCAGGGUAACAAAAAUCGUCCCAUGCCCAUGCCUGGAGAUAGAGAUCGUGAUCGAUAUCCCAUGGAUGAAAUGAAUGCCUGCUUCCGGAGAGUGUUGGCGGGCAAGCGCAUUGCGCCCCAUUGGGUGCGUCGCUCCAUCUCGUGCGAACGCGUCGAGGACUGCAUGCGAGAGUGCGGCCAUGAGAAGCGCUUCAUGUGCGAGGGCUUUAACUAUCGCCUGGAUCCCUCCGGCCAUGGUCAAGGCGAUUGUGAGCUCAUUGAAAUUCCACUCUCCCAAAUGGAUUUGUACUCGAGUGCCAAUCGACGAGACACGAAUUUGUUGCGCCAUCCCGACUACGAUUAUUACGAGCGUGAUCGCAAUGCGCCGAGCAGCUGUCGUCGCAACAUCUGUCAGGACUGCUCCAAGGGUCCCAUCUCCAGCAAUCCCAUCUACUUCAAGCCCAGCAGCGGUCCAGGACCUGGACCCAGCAGCAGUGGCCCCUAUUUGGAUCGCGAUCGUGAUCAUUAUCGUCCUGGUCCUCCUCCAUCCCCACACAGCACAGCUGUCGAUCAUUAUCGCGGUCCAUCGGGUCCGCCGGGUUCCUAUGAGCAUCGUCCUUACGGCUCCUCGGAGUAUCAUGGCUCACAUUCAUCCUCCUCGUCAUAUGAAUUCUCCUCACAUGGCUCCAGUUCUGGUUAUUUUGGCCAUACGCCGCCCAGCAGCUUUGGUGAUCACUCGGCCUCGCGUCCCGAUUACAUAGAUCGCCACGACUUCCCACGUCCCUACAGACCUAGCGAUCGCUGGGAGACCUUACCCAGCAGCUCGGGCUACGACAGCUCCGUCUAUCGUCCACCUCGACCAGAGACCGACCGCAUUGACAAGUACAGACCUUCAUACAGACCAGGUGGCGAUUAUUCGCCAUAUCGCCCGCCAGGUCCACCACCAGGACCUCCGGGACCACCCGGACCGCCUGUCACGGGGCCAGCACACAACUACCUCGAUCGCGAUGGUCCGCUGCCGAGGCCAGGCAGUGGCGCCUACAAAAAGCCCAGCAAGUUUGUGCCUUACCUCAUUGGAGCCGAGGAGAACUGGGGCAGCUAUGGUGGCAACUAUGGCGGCGGCGGCAGCAAACACAGCUCUCAAUGGAGUCUAAGUGAAUCGCAGCGUCGCAAGGAUCAGCAUGACUUCAACUACUUUGAACUGGGUCCCCCUGGCCACCGCGAACCACCGCGUGAAUCGAAUGCUGUGCUGCGCUAUCCCGGCUCCAGCUACGAUCACGACUAUCCGAGACAUCACAACGACUAUAGACGUCAGUGGACACGUCGACCCGGGCCAGAUGAAUGUUCGGCAAAGACGAGCGAGGGCUUCCGACUGCACAAGACCGCUGUGAAGCAUGCUUUCAAUGUGCCCACGCUGACGGAAUGCGAACGCUUGUGCUCGGAUCAGCGACCCAGUUUCAUUUGCCACACCUACAGCUAUCGCUACAAUCAAGCGGGUCGCGACAAUUGCAUGCUCUGCGAUCGGCCCGUCAACAUGCUCGACUAUUACGUGGACAUUGAGCCCGAUCGCGAUUACGAUAUCUAUUCCAUGGCCGAUGACAUGGAUGUCUGUCGACAGCCGCCACGACGUAGCGAUGGUCCCAGUACCGCGCUCUCCGAUCCACGCAAUGCACAAUGCUUCUUCCGCGCCAUCGAUGCCACGCGCUUCUUUAAGUCGAUUGUGCGGGAUUCGCUCACAGUGCGCACAGUGGGCGAGUGUGAGAUGGAGUGCAUCCGUUCCACAAAAUUCACCUGCCGCGCCUUUGCCUUCCGCUAUGGACAGCAGCGACAUGCAGGCGUCAUCGACAACUGCCAGCUGAGCGAUUGGCCAGUGAGGGACAUGGAUAAGGAACGUCAUCUUAUAUUGGACGCCGCCUUUGACAUCUUUGAGCGUGCCAGCUAUGGGCAUGGAUGCGAGAUUCAGCCUAUAAUGGAUGAAAAACACAAGAAGCUCUGUUAUCUUGGUUAUGGCUCGCCUGCCAGGCUGCUGCCACCUGCGAUCAAGAAGGCCAUCUCAGUGCCCUCGGAAAUGGCUUGCAAGAAGGAAUGCAUACGCUUCAGAGAGACAACGCAGUUCAAAUGCUACGCCUUCAGCUAUGGUCCAAAUGGAGCCUGUGAGAUGUCAGACCUAGAUCAGACAGAGCUGAAGCUUGAUGUGCACUAUGAGCACACGAAAGAUAGAAAAGAUUACUGGCUGUUUGCGUGGAAUCCCUUCGAUUGGACGUGUCGCGAUAAAGUGAAUACGAUCGGAGGUUCGCGGGUGAAUAAUGAUCGUCGCAUGGACAUAUUCCGCGAACCGGGAGACACAGCCUGGCGCCAUUAUACGGUCUCUGGAAAGCCAUGUCGUCGCAGCAGUCCUUGCGAGAAGAACCUGAUCACGGGUUUCUAUUCCUGCGAAACGGAUGGCGCCGAGGUCGGCUCCUGGGAUUACUGCUGUAAGACCGAUCAUCCCUGUGGCUACAGUCGUGGCUUCGACUAUCCCUGGUGCUUUGUGGGCGACGAGGCGGAUCAGUGGCGCAAAUGCAGCGAUCGCUAUUAUCCUGGCAACAGCACCAAGCUCUCAAACCUGAGCUCGAAGCAGAAGCAAAAGCACAAGCCACUGCAGCCGGCAACAGCAGCAAGCAGUGAAUACACCCAACAUCCGCCACGACCUGGAGGUCUACAGAGUCUCAGUGAUUUCGCCGCCGCUCGCCUCUGGCCCGUCACGUAUCUGUACAGCGAGGGGCCGCCAAAUGCAACCGAGUUUAGUAAUUUCGUUGAUUGCAACAAGGAGACGUGCUAGCGACACGCAAAGGCGACGACAUCAUCACAGCUUAAUUAAGUAGUUCCCAUUAUCAGAUUUGCUCCCUCAAAUAGUUGUAGAAACCCGCCUCUCCACCCUCGCCUUUACACUAGAUUUAACCGUAUUUACUCAUAACAAUGACGAAUAAGUUGCUUCUCACCGAUUUGACAAUGUGUCGUUGUGAUUUUCAAUGAGAUUGGAUACCAUUUUCCGUCAUAAUCAAAAAUGAAAAAUACCCAAUUAACUUAUUAAUUUUAAUAUGCAAGCUUUUCGAUCGCUAAUCACAGAUUCGUGUGUUUGCGCGUUAAAAUAUUGUAUUGUGUACUUUCGUAUUUAAGUUCAAUCACAUCUAGCAUAUACGAUUAACAAUAAAUACUAGCUAACUGCAGAGCGGUUAUAACUUGAUCGUAUUCUCAAAUUGUAGUUUUUAAUCUUUGCAUAUUCCAAAUGAGUUUAUGACAUAUCUUUAGGCAAACAUUUGUUGCAUACUUUUUAGUGUAAGAUCCACACAAAGGAAAUAUUAAGCAUACGCACUGUAGAAUUGAAUGGGAGAGCCUAUAACUUCGCUUUAAUUAAGUUGUCUUCUAGUUUUGGAUUAUAAAUAGAGUUUUGAAUAUGAUUACUUUGUCUACCUUACUCUAUUUACUUCUUGUCUGGCAAUCUUGUAGGCUAUCCAGCGUAU